Plasmodium inui San Antonio 1 is the source of this 621-nucleotide messenger RNA. RefSeq lists its product as hypothetical. The transcript has 3 exons. The record is from RefSeq and is a predicted model, not a curated record. Lineage: Eukaryota; Apicomplexa; Aconoidasida; Haemosporida; Plasmodiidae. The coding region runs from base 1 to 621 and encodes 206 amino acids.
AUGAAAAAGCGCCGCCCCCCUUUCUUUGUUAUUAAAAGGCUAUACACACGCAGUGGCGGAUUGAGGAAACCACAAAAAGUGACGAACGAUCCUGAAAGCAUUAACCGAAAGACGUACUGGUGCUUUGAACACAAACCUAUUAAGAGGACGUUAGUCAAUUUGAUAUACUCGCAUAAUGAAUUGAAAUUAUUUUCCCGCUUUCUGAAUCAUCCCAAUGUGGGUACCUCCCUUAUACACGAGCUAUCCUUGGAAGGCCCCUACACAGGAUUCCUGCCUUCGAACGAGGCUCUGAAAUUAAUUAGCCCCGAGAGUUUAGCCAAAUUAUAUGAAGAAGGGGACAAGUUGUCGGAAUUUGUUCUGGGCCACUUCACGAGGGAUUUCUGGCUCUACAGAGACCUGUACGGAUCAUCCUACCAGCCGUGGCUCGUGUUCAACGAGAAAAGGGACGCCCCCGAGAAAAUCACCAACUUAGUUAACCGAGACCUACUUGUAAAGAUAACAGGAGAGUUUAAAAAUUGCGAUCACUCGAUUUUCCUUAAUGGAGCGAAGAUCAUCAGACCAAACAUGAAGUGCCACAACGGUGUUGUCCACAUUGUGGACAGGCCGAUAAUACAGAGGUAG